CUUCUGCUUGACUAAUAAGAGAAGGUAAGACAAGGAGCUCUCCGGAGACCACCAUCACUACCACAACAACAAUCAUGUCUUGCCAGCGUUAUUCUCGUCUUGUGCUCUCUGGAGCAGCAGCUAUGAGGACUGUCACCCAUCAACAGAUAUGUUGGUCGACAAGAAGAGAGAAGACUUGAAGAUGCAAGAGCCAAGAGACAACCUGUCGAUCACAGGUGAGGAGGAACUGUAAUAACUGUAACAAGCGGGGUCUGAGCCUCGUGUCCUGCGCCAGACAGCAAGUGGCCAUCAAGGAGAGUCCUGUUUCAGGUGCCGCUCGCUCUCCCGCCCUCAAGGGAAUCACACCUUCAGCCACCGACCUGGUGGCGUCUUUACCGGACCAGGAGGGCCUCAACGUCAAGUUCGGUGACGGGAGUGCCAGCCAGAUGCCGUACGUGUGGCUCCGUGACAACUGUCAAUGUUCCAAGUGUUACAAUCCCGUGGCAUUGGGGAGGAGCUUCCUCUUGGAGGACCUCGACGUCAACGUCCACGCCACCAAAGUUCAGGAAAGUGAAGACGGGGUGGAGAUAGAGUGGAGUGACGGUCACAGCAGCCAGUUCACAGCAGAGUGGCUGUAUGACCGAGCCUUUACGACCUCCGCUCGAGCACAGCAGCGUAACAGAUACGCUCUCAGCAGGGAGCCAUGGGGUGUGGAGCACAAGCCAGCAGAGUUCGACUACCAGACUCUGAUGGAGGACGAGAAGGUGCUGCUGGACUGGCUACUGACGAUGGAGACGAAGGGAUCCGCCUUAGUGAAGAACACACCAAACAGGGACGUGGCCGGACCUGACCUUAUCAACAACAUCGCCUUCGUCAAGCAGUCCCACUACGGACCUCACUCACCAGUCAUCAACAGAGAAAACACCAACAACGUCGCCUUCACCAACGUUAAGCUGGGCAUGCACAACGACCUAGCCCAGUAUGAGCAAAUGGCCGGGAUCAUCUUCAUCCAGUGCGUGAUGCAGCACCAGGGGAAGGGAGGUGAGAGCGUCAUCAGCGAUGGUCUCUUAGCCGCCGAGUGCCUGAGGAGGGACCACCCAGAGGCCUUCCAGGUGUUGACCACCACCGACGCCUACUUCUGGGACAAGGGCCACGCUAACUUCCCCUGGGAGAUGGAGAGCUUCUUUAAGAUAUCCAAGAGGCCGAUAAUAACGCUAAACAACGACAACGAAGUCGUGUGUGUGGCAAUGAACAACGGCGUCCGUCACUCUUACCUCGACCUUCCCUCCCACAAGGUCAAGAAAUUCUACGCUGCCCUGAAGCUCUUCAACGACAUCCUCUACGACAAUGCCAUCAGGUUCAAGAUGGAGGCGGGUGACAUGAUGACGCUGGACAACAUACGCUGCCUACAUGGUCGUGAGGGCUAUGAGGACUUCAGUCCGCGACACAUUGAGUCUUCCUACCUGGACUGGGACGAGGCUCUCUGCCGCCGACGUCGCCUUCAGGAGAAACUUGGACUCUUCGUGUAAAACAAAGCUUCAAUAAGUGUCCCGUUGCUGUUGAUCGUCAUGCACCUUACAGGAGUCUACAAUUGUUGUGAACUGAAGGACUGAAAAAAAUCAAAUUUCAUUUUGCGUAUUUUACCACAUAUAUUCUUUGUUAAUCUAUAUAUUUUGAUAAUAAUAUUCAUCAUAUUUCAUGCAUAAUUUUUCACGUACAUUUUCAUGCUCAACAAUCAUAUACAAACAUUUUCCACGUGAUUCAUUUUAUAAUGUUUGAUUUAUUAUUAGGUUUUACAUUUAUCAUCAUUUAUCUAUAUAUCCGAACACUUCUCCGUAUUUAUAUUUAAGCAAAUAUUUAACCAUAAUUAUCGUAUACAAACUUAACCCUCACUUACUGUACACAACACGUAUGCUGUACAGUAUAUGCCUUCAAUAAGCACUUAAUUACUGUUUAACCUCUAAGUGGUUAUAAGUAAACAACCAGUGACGCUGUGUGUAUCAUCGGCCACAUAAUAUAAGUGACCAUAUAUUACUUAUAUUAUAACUUAAACAUAAAAGAUAAUCAUCUAUUUUUUUAUUUUCACAUUGUAAUCGAAUGUUAUUGUUGUAUUUAAGUGACUCUUUUUUAUUUCUUAUGUUAAUUAAUUCGUACGUGUUUAGAGAUUUAUAUAUUAUUAAAACAAAAUUGUUAAUACAGAAUUAAUAAAUUAUUUUCCAUA
Homarus americanus (American lobster) is the source of this 2200-nucleotide messenger RNA. RefSeq names its product gamma-butyrobetaine dioxygenase-like. Gene Ontology annotation, molecular function: oxidoreductase activity. Gene Ontology annotation, cellular component: mitochondrion. Gene Ontology annotation, biological process: carnitine biosynthetic process. The record is from RefSeq and is a predicted model, not a curated record. The coding region runs from base 426 to 1508 and encodes 360 amino acids. The transcript has 10 exons. Lineage: Eukaryota; Metazoa; Arthropoda; Malacostraca; Decapoda; Nephropidae.